This is a messenger RNA of Benincasa hispida (wax gourd), 1690 nucleotides long. Lineage: Eukaryota; Viridiplantae; Streptophyta; Magnoliopsida; Cucurbitales; Cucurbitaceae. The record is from RefSeq and is a predicted model, not a curated record.
UUGAAAUCUACUAUAUAAAUGAGCAUUUUGUAAUCUCUCUAGUCUCUAGCUCGCUCGAGCUUGUGAAGAUCGAAAAUCAACUUGUACCGAUACGUCUACAGAAUGAGCUUCCGUAUCAUCACAAAGCCGCUGCGGAGCCGAAGCAGAAUCGGAUUAUCGCCAUUUCGCUCCAUUUUCUUUCGUUCAUUCUCACACAUUUCCUCGCAAUUCACCAGACCUACGUUUGGCAUUGCCUUCGACAUUGAUGGCGUGCUUCUCCGCGGCGAUGCUCCCAUUGGAGGCUCUCCACAAGCUCUCAGAAAGUUAUAUGAAGAUUCUGGUGUAUUAAGGAUUCCUUAUAUCUUCUUGACAAAUGGCGGUGGAUUUCGUGAAUCCAAGAGAGCCUCAGAUUUGAGUGAAGUUUUGGGCGUAAAUAUAUCACCUUUACAGGUUGUUCAGGGCCAUUCACCAUUUAAACACCUUGUGAACGGAUAUGAAAACAAACUUGUGAUUGCUGUUGGAAAAGGAGAACCCGCUGCAGUGAUGUCUGAAUAUGGAUUUCAGAAUGUUCUUUCAAUUGAUGAAUAUGCAUCCUUCUUUGAUAACAUUGAUCCUCUGGCACCAUAUAAGAAAUGGACGACUAUAAAAGGUGCUAAUCAUGAAAAAACUAUCACAGAUGUAACUGAGGAGAAGAAAAUUUGCUCAGAGAGAGUUGAGGCUGCCUUCAUCGUUAGUGAUUCUGUUGACUGGAGUAGGGAUAUUCAGGUACUUUGUGAUAUCUUAAGAACUGGAGGUCUUCCAGGAAGGGAGUUUGGACACCAACCGAACUUGUAUUUUGCACAUGAUGACCUUGAAUACCAGGCUGCUUUUCCUUGUGAGCGUUUUGGUAUGGGAGCUUUCAGAAUUGCACUAGAGUCUAUCUACAAUAAGAUUCAUCCUCAUGCUUUGCAGUAUACGUGCUAUGGCAAACCAAAUCCACUCGUAUUUCACAAUGCAGAAGCUGUACUUAAACUAGUGUCAUCAAUUCACCAAGACAAGGCGGCUGCGAAUACUGAAACUCAUCACUUCAAGACUCUAUAUAUGAUAGGGGAUAAUCCUUCUGUCGAUAUUAAUGGUGCAAUUCAGGCUGGAAGUCCUUGGUUUUCUAUCCUGACUAGGACAGGGGUUUUUAAGGGAAGAGAGAAUCAUGACAAGUAUCCAGCUGAUCUGGUAGUUGACACUGUUGGAGAAGCAGUGGACUACAUUUUCAAGAAGGAAGGGAUCUCUUGAGAGAGGCAUCAAGGGAGGGUUAUUCUUUUGAGAUCACAUUAAUAAUGCAAUUGUCAUCGGUGAGAUUCGUCUAUUGUCAUAAUUAAUGGCAGUCGCUUGACCAAUUUCUAUUGGUGAAAAGUAUUUUUUAAUCUACAUUCUCAUCUUUUCACAUUCGACGUAUAGAAGAAAUCUAAUUUUUUGUAUGUUAGUAGUGUGCUGAUUAAUGGAACUUGGGAAAGAUCUCCAUCUUCUAAUUUUAUUUUUUCUUUUUAUAAUAUAUAUGUGUAAAGGUUAAAAGUCAUUUUUGAUCCUUAAACUUUGUUAGUGGAUCAUGUUCAAGUAAUAACCAGUAAUAACCUAAAAGAUUUGUAGUAUAUGUAUAAGGUUGAGUGUCAUAUCCUAAUGACAUUGUUGAUACGACUCAUUUUAUAAAUGUUAUAAGGGUUGUAAGUGUUACAAA